UUUUAUUUUUAUUUUUAUUUUUGCUGACACAGCUUGUUACACGUGUUUUCUGUUUUUAUCACCCUGCAGCUUUCUCGCUUUUGGGCAUACAAUCCGCGGGCACACAGAAUAAAUCUCGCACUUGAUCAGUAAAAAAAUCUAAAGGGUGGAAAAAAUAAAUACAAUCCAGAAAGAGAAGAAAAACAAUCUGGAUUGUCCUCGAGCCAAAAGAGAGAAUUUUGUUUCGCAAAAACAAUGUCGUCGCAUCGCAGCAACAGCAGAAAUAAAACCACAUCGAGCCGGUUAGUCUCUUUGACCAGCAAACCAGUAGCAGAACCAACAUCUGAUUUCCAACAAUCUUCCGAGGGAGGAGGACAAACCGACACAGAGCCUUUUUCUCCCACCUCACCUCGUUCUUCCUUCCAAUCAGCACGAAUUUCAACACGUUCAAAUCCACUCCUCCGCCUUGCAUCUUACAAUUCAAAUUCCACCAACAGCACAGCCACUUCCAAACACACCGCAUUUUACACCGCGCACAGCCACCCCGUAACAUACACCACCUCUUACCACACAGCCGACGAGUUUGAAGUUGGCCCGAGCCACCAGCACCUAAUAGAAAUGACCCAGAACACAUUUGGAGAUAGCAGGAAGGAGCUGGGACGCGCGGAGUACAAUGAGGACGAGGAGCUGGUCAACGCUAUGGCGAGACAGUAUGUUUUGGACGCUGAGGCUGCCGGAUCAGCAUCGCCGUCGCAUAGGUCAAGGCAGAACACGGAUGCUAGCCGUAUGGCCACCCUCCAUAGCAUUGACGCGUCGGAGGAGGAUUUCCCACCGCAACUGCCGCUGCUCAAGCAUAUGGUCGACCAGCAGCAGCAGCAGCACGCUAAUGCAGGCAGCCACGUAGUCAUGCCCAUGCCAAUGCCUGCGGAGGCAUACGCAUGCACAGACGAGAAGCACGCAGUCGGCUCACCACUAGGCCGCAACAACCGGGCUGACCAAGGCAGAAGCGGGUCAGUCACCACAGGCUACGACGAGGACUACGAGUCCAACGGCGGCAACAUUGGCAAUGGGCCCCGGGCACUAAGCGAGAGGCUGCGCGACGAAGAAGUCGAGGAUGACGCCAAUGAGGCACGCCUCUUUGUGUCUGCUCGCCAGAGAUACCCACCUCCUAAAUACUCGUACAGCGCUGAUUCGUCCGUACCCUUGGGCGCAAUUCUGUUCUUGCUCGGCUUUGUUCUCCUGCCGCUUUGGUGGAUUGGAGCUGUGUUUCCGCGCACGCCUAAUUCAGAUGUUGUGCGUACUUGGCGCAAGUACAAUGCGCUAAUGACCCUCCUGUCACUGCCGCUUCUGGGCUUGUUCCUGGCCCUGGGUGGAUGGCAGGCUGUCCACGGCUGAAUUUCUGCUUUUUUUUAUAAACAAACUAAUCUUUUCUCAAUGUAUAAAAAAAAUCUCGUCUUGUAUUUCUCCCAAAAA
Molecule: messenger RNA, 1452 nt
Organism: Kickxella alabastrina
Lineage: Eukaryota; Fungi; Kickxellomycota; Kickxellomycetes; Kickxellales; Kickxellaceae
Exons: 1
Coding region: 235-1374 (379 amino acids)
Source: RefSeq, a predicted model, not a curated record